Messenger RNA from Vigna unguiculata (cowpea), 2926 nucleotides. Its product is annotated as Ribonuclease II/R family protein. Gene Ontology annotation, cellular component: P-body. NCBI's taxonomy places the organism in Eukaryota, Viridiplantae, Streptophyta, Magnoliopsida, Fabales, Fabaceae. Gene Ontology annotation, biological process: mRNA catabolic process. The record is from RefSeq and is a predicted model, not a curated record. Gene Ontology annotation, molecular function: RNA binding; 3'-5'-RNA exonuclease activity.
CACUCAGCCACACACACCACAAAACAUUACCAUCCUCACCACCACUCCACCCAUGCUUCUCUGAAUUUUUCUUUCAUCAUGGCCGUUCGGGCAGUCGCCACCUGCUCCUUCUUCCGCCCUCCUUCUCCGCCCCUAUUAUCCUCCGCCCUCCGCCUCUUCUCCUCUCGCUUCCGCUGCUCCGGCUCCCUCCGUCAUGGCGCCAAAAUCCACGGCCGCUCCUUCCACUCCGUCUUCGACAGCGUCAUGGAAGAGCUCCAUGCCGCGCGCAAAAGCCGCCACAAGCGUGUCUCCGCCGCGGGUUCCAGCACCGGAUUGUUGAAUGAAGAGCUUGUUGAGGAUAGACUUGCAAACCGUUCAUUGCAAAAAGGGUUGCUUUUGGAAUUCAAGAAGGAUUCUGAUAGAGUAUUGCUAGCAGUAGCUCAGAGACCUGAUGGCAAGAAGAACUGGAUGGUUUCUGAUCAGAAUGGUGUCACUUCUUCCAUCAAACUGCAGCAAGUGACAUAUAUCGUUCCUGGUAUUGAUAAUUUUGACCAAGCAGAUAUCACAGAUUUUGCACUAAAGGCUCAGGAUAACAUGGACCCAUCUCUACUUGAAUAUGCUUGGGUUGAGCUCCUAGAAAAGAAUAAGUCUGUCACAGUUGAAGAGUUGGCUGAGAUAAUUUUUGGCAGCACCGAGCCCCUUGAGAGCUAUUCCGCUCAUCUCUUGCUAUCAAAAGAUGAAGUAUACUUUACUGUAUUGGAGACUAAAGGAUCUCGUUCCAUUUAUGGACCUCGACCGAGUAGGCAGGUUGAGGAGCUCUCUCACAAGAAGCUUGCAAAGGAGGCUGCUGAGAAAGAAUUUCAAGAGUUUAUUGAAUUACUGGCCUCUGUGAAGUCCAUGUCUUUACAAGAUAAACCUCCGAAAUCUUCAUGGACCAAUGAUGAGAAUAAUUGGAGGAGAAUUGAGUCACUUGUAGCAUAUGCUAUUGAUGCAUGUAAAAGUGAUGAGCAAAGAAAAACAGCUGGGAUGAUACUGAAGGAAUUGGGUCUGGCAAAGACAAGUUCCUCAGCUGUUAAACUUCUGAUAGAUAUUGGAUAUUUUCCUGUACAUAUCAAUCUUGAUCUUUUGAGGUCUGGAAUUCCCACUGAUCAUUCGGAAGAAAUCAUAUCUGUUGCUCAGAGUCUUUUAUUGGACACAUCUGAUCCAGACAAGAUUGACAGGAAGAAUCUUACUGAGUUAAAGGUCUAUGCCAUUGAUGUUGAUGAGGCUGAUGAGCUUGAUGAUGCUUUGAGUGCAACAAAGUUGCAAGAUGGCCGGAUUCAAGUUUGGAUACAUGUUGCAGAUCCAACUAGAUAUGUUCAACCUGGAAGUAUAGUGGACAGAGAGGCUAUGAGAAGAGGAACUUCUGUUUUCUUGCCCACUGCUACAUAUUCUAUGUUUCCAGAAAAUCUUGCCAUGGGGGGCAUGAGUUUGCGACAAGGAGAGCUUUGUAAUGCAGUUACUGUAUCAGUUGUGCUGCAUAAUGAUGGCAGUAUUGCAGAAUAUUCAGUGUUUAACUCAGUGAUUAAACCAACAUACAUGCUGACAUAUGAGAGUGCAUCCGAGCUACUCCAUUUGAAUCUUCAGGAGGAGGGUGAGCUCAGAAUUUUGUCUGAGGCUGCAAACCUUAGGUCAAAUUGGCGGCGUCAACAGGGUGCAAUCGAGACAUCAACGUUAGAUACUCGGAUUAAAGUAUUUAAUCCAGAGGAUCCAGAGCCAUCAUUAAAACUUUAUGUGGAAAACCAGGCAGAUCCUGCCAUGCGAUUAGUCUUUGAGAUGAUGAUACUCUGUGGAGAAGCUAUUGCCACGUUCGGAUCUCAGAAUGACAUUCCCUUACCAUACAGGGGACAGCCGCAAUCAGAUAUAAAUGUUUCUGAAUUUUCCCAUCUUCCAGAAGGACCUGUUAGGACCUCUGCACUGGUCAGGGUAAUGCGUGCGGCUGAAAUUGAUUUCAGGAAGCCAGCACGCCAUGGUGUUUUGGGGAUUCCUGGUUAUGUUCAGUUUACAUCUCCCAUCCGUAGAUAUUUGGAUCUUCUUGCACAUUAUCAAGUUAAGGCAUUCCUUAGAGGCGAGCCUCCACCCUUUACAGCUGGAAAGCUUGAAGGGAUUGCAGCUGUUAUCAAUGAGAAUGUUAGAACAGUGAGGAAACUCUCAAACAGCAGUCUUCGAUACUGGAUAUUAGAAUAUUUACGAAGACAACCAAAAGAGAAAUCGUAUCGUGCAUUGGUUCUUAGAUUUUUGAAAGAUCGAAUUGCAGCUCUUUUGCUGGUUGAGGUUGGAUUUCAAGCCUCUGCCUGGGUCCCUCUUGGAUCACAGAUAGGGGAUGAAGUAUUAGUUAAAGUGGAAGAAGCGCAUCCGCGUGAUGAUAUUCUUUUUCUGAAGGAGGUUGCAAAAGAGUGAGCUAAGAUAGGAUUUUGAUUACACUUUAUCAUUGUUCAACGAUUUAUUCAAAACGGGUAAGCAUCUCUCCACAUCGCUCAUUUUGGCUGGUACGAUGCAACUUCCUUCCUUGUCAAUUGCAUGGAAAAGAGAUCAUACUUCACUGCCAGAAUUUCAUUAUUUGGAACUUUGUCAAGUUGUUCAAAUCUUUGAAGUGUCAUUUCUGGCAGAGAAGUUAUGGAUGGAAGUUAUAGCCGACAUAUCAAGCUGCUAGUGUACAGUCCUCCAAACAUUUUCUCAUUCUGUUGAUUUGUUGUGGUAGUAAUAGCAUACAUGUAACCAAAAUCAGCCUCUUCUUUUUUUCUUUUUUCUCUUUUCUUUUAUUCAAAACGCAUGGUAAAGUAAUUUGUAUGUUACUCCCACCUACUCAUACCUCUAUAAUUGAUCAUCAAGGGCUUUACAUCCUCAGGUUUUGAGAUUAUGUAGAUUAUUCCUACUAACAUAAUCACAAAGCCCUAUUAACAAUUUA